AUAAAUAAUACAUGACUAGCAAUCAAUCGGCACCAUUUUUUCAGUAUCAAAUGCAGUCGAUAAUACAACACACCUGAAAAUGAAAUCCAUUCACUUGUUGUUCUCAAAUUUUUGUGUUUUCACCUUUUUUAUUGCCCAACAGUUCCAUUCGGUGAAUUGUGAAGUGCCACAUUUGCAACAGCCCGUGUAUGACAGUGAUGGAAAUAUCAAAUUUUUCCCAAGGAUUGUUGGUGGAACAAAAGCCCACGAAGGGGAUGUCCGUGGAAUUGUGUCAAUUCAAACAUGGAAAAAUGAGCACAUCUGUGGAGGAACAUGGUUCAGAAUCGGAAAUAAGACGCAAAUUUUAACAGCCGCUCAUUGCGUCAUAGACAGUAAAGGUCACCUAUUUCCUAAAUUAUUGCUUCAGAUAAUGGGUGACGAUUUAUCAAUUUCGAAAUCUCCGGGUCUCCAUCGCCAAAUGCGAAAAGUCAGAAAGAUAGUUCCUCAUCCGUAUUACAAUCCGGAAAAUUUGCAAAAUGACAUUGCUAUGAUAUUUCUGACGACACAGUUCAAAGAGACACGCACAUUUGCGCCAAUUCAACUAGCGACUAGAAGUGUUGUCGACAAUCAAGCUUGUAACAUAGCCGGAUGGGGUUACACGGCCGAGAAUGGGGUGUCAUCAAUUGAACUGUUGAUGGCGAAUGUGUCGGUGGUUCCGCGGGAAAUUUGCAAUGGAGCAUUCUCCUACAAUGGACGCGUUGGUCCAUAUGCAUUCUGCGCUGGAUCAAUGGGUGGUGGCAUUGAUACAUGUCAGGGUGACAGCGGCGGUGGAAUAACGAGUCAAAAUCAAUUGGUUGGAGUCGUUUCAUUUGGUGUUGGCUGUGGACGUAGGAAUUUCCCAGGGGUGUAUACCAACGCAUACCACUACAGAGGAUGGAUUGAAAAAACGAUAAAUGCAUCACCAGCGAUCAACCAAUCAACCGUUUUGAUGCUGGCAACCGUAUUUGCUGCGAUCUUUGCACGAUCGAUGUUCUAGUGACCAAUUUGAUACAUGACAUAAUUUCCAUUGUUUCGAUACAUUGUACCUCACAUCAACUACUUACGACUUGCAUCUAAACGCAAAACACACAAUAAAUUAUUGACGAAAUUCUGA
Molecule: messenger RNA, 1132 nt
Organism: Sitodiplosis mosellana (orange wheat blossom midge)
Lineage: Eukaryota; Metazoa; Arthropoda; Insecta; Diptera; Cecidomyiidae
Product: trypsin eta-like
Exons: 9
Coding region: 80-1015 (311 amino acids)
Biological process (GO): proteolysis
Molecular function (GO): serine-type endopeptidase activity
Source: RefSeq, a predicted model, not a curated record